Molecule: messenger RNA, 5923 nt
Organism: Vicugna pacos (alpaca)
Lineage: Eukaryota; Metazoa; Chordata; Mammalia; Artiodactyla; Camelidae
Source: RefSeq, a predicted model, not a curated record
UCCCAGAGGGCGAGCCGCUGGGCCUCAGGCUAGUGAUGAGCACGUGUGCUGCGGUGUCUCCCAGUGCCCUCAGAAGACUGUCCCCUCCGCCUCUCACAGGGACGUUCGUCUCGGCUUUCACCGUGCUGUGCGGUGCCCGCACUGACCUCCCAGACAGGCAUGUGUGCUGCGUCUUCUGGCUGAACAUCGCUGCUGCCCUCAUCCAGAUCCUCACGGCCAUCGUCAUGGUGGGCUGGAUCAUGAGCAUCUUCUGGGGCAUGGACAUGGUCAUCCUCGCCAUUUCUCAAGGCUACAAGGAGCAGGGCAUCCCACAGCAGCUGUGAGCGCAGGCAAGCCGCUCAGAAGCCUGGUGCCCCGAGGGCCACGCCAGGCAGCGCCAGACACGGGGUCUUCACACGUUCUCUUCUGCCGUUUCCUGGGUUUGGAGUGGAAAGGGGGGAUUUAAAACUAUUAUUUAUUUUGAAAAUGCAUCUGCUUUUCUCAGCAGGUUCUGAGGGCUGCCAGCUCCUCCCGCUGCUUCAGAAAGCCUGGUUUCGGUGGGUGGCGUGGCAGACCCCCAGAGCAUCUGGGAGGGCUGGGGAGGACGGUGGAGACGGGAGUGCUGACAGGGAGGCUGGAGCGCCCAGCUCCCUUGGCCUGCUUUGCAUUGCCCACUGCCCACCAGGGGGGCACGAGGUGCUGCAUGGCCAGACAGCAGUGGCCUGGUCCAGGUGUGCAGGGCAGUCCUGCCCAUCAAGGGGCCGGACUGCAGUGGACACUUCCUCCAGGUCCCCAGCCCCUGCCAGAGCGGUCUCGUGAGGGCAGCAAUGGGCGGAAGUGAGGAUGGACAGACUCCCAUCCUGAAAAGAAUGUGCCCUCAGCUGUCGGGGGUACAGAUCCCCACAGGUGUCUCCUGGCCCUGCCCUCUCUCAUCACAGCCCCCACCUCCUUGCCACGGAAACCUUGGGGCCUUUGUUUCUCUGGGAAGGAGAGCAGUGGCUCCAUGCCUGGGGUGAAACUGCUGGACUUGCCAGAUGUUCAGACAUAAAUGUACCAACCUGGGUCUGAGUGGGCAGCCUUUCACAUUACACUCAACACCAUUUUGGCUUCAUAGUCCUUUCUCUGAAAUCCUUAGGGCCAGACAGGUCUCUGAAUUCAGAACUUUUGGAUCUGAGGAAGAGAGUAAGAGACAUUUACCAAUUCAUUUCCUAACAGCCCAGCAGAGUCUGGAACAGCGCUCUGCCAUCAAACACAUAACCAUUUCUGCAGAGAAAUAUGUGAAUAGUCAGACUAAUUAGGAUCAAUAACACUGUAAAUAGCGUCACGUCAGUACAGGUCAGAUUUUGCCACUAAAUAAGUUAUGGGAGAAAACACCAUUUGAGAGCUUUGGGGGUUUUAGAAUUGCCAAAAAAAAAAAAGUAUGGCUUUGUGGACCUGUCUUUGAAAAUCCUUCUUGCAUAGAUGCAUUCGGGUGACAUUGUUGGUGUUACAGAAUUUUCUCCCAUUGCAAAGGGGUGGUUGGGUCCUUUAAGAAACCUCUGUGAGUGAUUGUUACAGAGCUGGCGCCAACAGAAGCUGUCCAGGCUACUUCAGGUCAAGAUCGAUCAGAAAUUAAGAGAAAGCAGAUCUAAAUGACAGUAACAAGGUGGACAUCUACACGUCUGUUUUAUUUUCAUUUUCAUUCUAAUGUAGGAAUCGCUAAAAUGGGACGGCCCAAAGCCAAGUUUCCAGGCUUACCGCACUUUGUGCCAUUGGAUGGGUUUCUCUCUGAGGGGUUCUUCCUGUCCAUCAGGGACUCAGUCAGUAUCUGGCCAGGGCUGGAGAAGUGGCCUGUCUGGCCAUUUGCCCCGAGCUGGAUGGGAAAUCCUGGGGAGCCUGCAGCUAGACAAGCCCCCUGGAUUCACUGUGAGCCCAUUUUGGGGCCACUGCUUGCAUGGUCUGUGUUCUUAAACCCUCCAUCCUGGGACAGUGGCCCACCCGCUCUAUCCGCUAGGCUUCAUAGUCCUACUGGGAAGGGGUGUCGGGCUCGCUAUGGCUUGGACAGCAAACUGGCAUCCUUGGAGAAACAGAAUUCCCUCCAGCCACUCACCAGCCCCUGGGCCCUGACUCAGAGGUGGGUUCUCUGCUCCUGGACCCGAUCCUGCCCGGCAGUCCCCCACUUCAUUCUGAUGAGCAUCUGGUCCCUCUCGCAUUGCUGCCUGGGGCUGCGUUGCACUUUCUGAACACCUGGCUGUGUCUAUCUCUUCCCUCCUCCUUUCUUCCUGGCCCUGACCCAGGCCUUUGAUGCUGCUUUCAUGUUGGGAAGCCUCUGUGUUUUCAAGGUAUGGGCUCAGGUUUGGUUUCAUUCAGAAAGUCAGAACCUGCCGUUGUGUGAAGACGGUAUCCUCCAGGCCAAGAGAGAGCAGGCUGCUCUCGAGGAAGCGGCGUCACAGCACGGAGCCUCCCCUCGAAUCAGAUAAAAACAGCGUCAGUCAGUCGAGGGAAGUAAAGGCCACCAGCCUACAGCCCGUCACCCCAAACAGCUCCCCUGAGUUUGCCUGGAGCGAUGACAGGUGUCAGGUGGGGCUGCCCCCUCAGGGACCGAGGUGGAUCUGAUUUUCCUGGUUUGGCUGGAGUGGCUGCUGAGGGGGCAGAGAAGAGAUAGCAAUUUGUGUCUUACGUUUAGUGACACAGUGCAGACAUGGGUGGGGUUUUCUUGAGUGACAGUUGUCACCAUGAGUCCCAGUAUGGGAUGGCUUCAUGCAGGGGUUUAUGUGCUUGGAAGGACAGCUCCUGUCUGCACAUCCCCUCCCUCAGGUCCUCCCUUUACCUGCAGCUGCUUCUUCAAACUUGAGAAGACAGCAGUCUCAGGCGGCAGCCCCUUUGCAGGUAACUGAUGUGUGGAAGAGACCAAGAGGACUCCCUCCUGUCUUCUGAACCAUGGGUCUGUGAAGACUGCCAGGCGGGCGGAUCAGCUCAAAAUAACUUCCCGCUAAGUGAGGCCAUGGUCUCAGUAUUUUCAUCUUUAGAUAAGGAACAGUGGCUUGUGUACUCUGAGCAGUCUGAGCUGGCAGCUCAGGCUGUUAGAUGGCCAGCGUUAAUUUAUAAAACACCAGCCAGCUGAAAAGUGGUGUUCUCAGGCCAGCUAGUGCUUGAUUGACACACAGCCCUUGGGUGACAGAUUGGGCUCACCUUAGUGGCACAGCAAAAGAGUGAUGGUCCAGAAGUCCAAGGGCCCGUUUCAGGUCCAGCCUUUUAUCUAUCAGUCAGAGUUCUGUGGGACAUUCCUAUGUCACAGGUGUUUGGGGCGGGGAUCACAGUGACACAGAGAGCUUCACAGUGAACGAGAUGCUCUCGGGACCUAAUUUUGACACUUGAAUCAGAGUGGCAAUUCCCUUGAGCCAGAGCAGGAUCCUGGAGCAAGAAUGAGCUACCUGGCAGCCUGGGAGUGUCCUGUGGGCAGUGGAGACAUUGACUUGGAUCUUAAGAUCUCAGUCUGAGCCAAGACUUCAGGUCUGGAAGGCCAGGGCCCCUGUGGGAGUAACAGGGAACGAUGGUUCCGGCUCAGCUCAGGCACCCCUCCUGCCUGCCAUGGUGCUGGGGCUGCGGUCAGGGGCUACCCUGCUGUGACCUUCCCCCAACCCUGGCCUGUUGAGCAGGCAGCCUGGCCCUGGAGCCAGCCUCUGGCUGCACUCGAGGAAAGAGAAGGAAGGGACACGAUGCCCUCCCUCUGCUGCCCCCAACACCCCAUGUGUCAGCCCCGGUGACAAGGACAGCGUCCAGAGGUUGGGCCGUUGCAGGCACUGUGGGGUGCAUUUUAUUUCCUAUGACCCUUACCAGCAGCGGGGGGCUAUCAGCUGGGUUUUCAGACGGAUCCGACCCUGGCAGAAGAGCUGGACCUGGGCUCCGGGCCCACCUCAGGACUUAACCAGGAUUUAACGACACUGGCUGUUUUUACCAUGUUUCUGAUGCUGGCAAAGAAAGCCUCGUGCUCUGUGUAAACUGCUUGGGGAUGUAUCUUUUAAAGGUAAAUUCUCCGGUUGGUGGCUGCAGGCAUUAUUGACUUAUUACUCCCUCUUGUCAGCUUGUUUAGAGGGCUUUCAACAGGGGGAUUGGAGGUGGAUGAGCACUUUUAAAGCACCAGCCCCUCCCCAUCCUCGCUGACCCUCCCCAGAGACCAUGACCUUACCUAUGGGAUGAGCGGUUUGAAGCAGUUGCUGACCACCGCUGACACACACUCCCCAACGGAACCCAGCCUUUGUCUCCGUGGGCUCCCUGUGUGGGCCUCCAGCAGUCCUACAAGUGCAGGCUGCCUGUUUGCAUUUCUACCUUCAGCAAUUUCUACAUUCAGUGGGCACCAAAGUGGACCAAGCAGGUUGUGGAUGUGGCCUUGGAGAAACAGAUCAAAGAUGCCUUUUUCCUGGAGAGCAGCAUCUCUCCAUCCCCGCCUCCACAGGUGGAGUAGCAAGAUGAACCCAGGUUAGGGGUGGGAGAUGCGCUCUCCGAGGCCUGGGGCUGGACCCUCAUCCUCCAGAGAGCCCUGUGUGUGCUGGACGAGACAGGAUGCCAAGCUGUGAGGGGAAGGGAGGCUGAGGUCAGCCUGAGCAGGUGGCAAUACUCGGGGUCCUGUGUUUUCCAUCACUUUUCUUCCUGUUAGAUUCUUAGAGAUUCAGUAAGUUCGUGGGCUCACACAGGUGUGGCAGCUCCUGCUCAGACACUCCUGGAUCCACCCCAAAUCCCACGUGGAGACAGGAUGAGAGCCUCUGGUGACAGGUUGGGGAAAUCCCAACUAGAGGGAUCCUGAAUGCCUCCCAAGCCCCGGGGCUGAGUUCCAGGCUCAGCGCUGUUCGUCUCUCCCACUGUCUUAAUGGGUCAGUUUAUCCAUCUAUAGAUUGGGAACAAGGAGGGGCCUGGGCAACUGUCAUUCUUCCCAUUUCUCUCUGGGUGAAAGGCUUGGGGGAUGAGCCUCAUGGCUAGGGAGGGGGACAGGGACAGGGACAAGAGUAGCAGAGGCUGUUCUCUCUGUUCUCUCCUGUGCAAGCCCCAUGGACUCAGAGGCCAGGACUCUUUCCAGUAAAACAUAAACACUGGCCUCUCAAUUUCACUGUCACUUCCUGACCCCGUCACAGAUGGGGCAGGAUAUAACAGGGUCCCACUUGUGUGUGUCCUGAUUUCUGGUACAAGUUGUCUCUCUCUUUGGAUUUAGCUGUGGGAUUUCUGUUCCCAACCGCUCCCCAUCCCUGCCUGGAUCUGCUAAAAUUCCAGCCACUCAGGCUGGUCCAGACUCCACAGCUCACCUGGCUGCCACCCUCUCAGCCACGCACACACACCUGCCCGAACACACACUCACACCUAUACACAGGUGCACAUACACACUCACAGCCCCUUUGAUGCUGGGUGAAGGCAGGCCAGGGUCUGUCUGGAGACUCAGAACUGGGGACUUAAUGUCUCCAAAGGAGCUCCGUGCCUCACCCAGGAGCCGUCUCCCUCCAUCACGGGCUUAUUACCCCCAUUCUGGGCCCGGGUGCGCACACGGUUUCCUCUCUCUCCAGGGCCCCUGGUCUUGGACCUCUUCCUCCCAGAGUCUGCAAGCUCAGCAUCCCCACCCUGCAAACCUGGCUGGGCCCAUCUCCAUGCCCCAGCUUGGCCUUCUAUAGAAGGAGCGAGGGGGGUCUGCCCAGAGAAGAGGGGACAAUGGUCUCUUUUGGGCUACAGGCAAUCCUCUCUUUGGAGGUCCUUUUCUGUUCCCACAACUCCCCCCACCCCUCACCCCACCAGCCCCCGUAUAGGAACUAGUGAGGAGAGAAGGGGGACGGAGGUCACGUCCACCCCGCCUGGGUUAGUGCUUGAUCCAUGUUCCAAGCAGGGAGAGGGCGAUGGUGAUGGUGGCUGUACCUGGCCUGGGCACCCUGGCCCUGUUCACAGGCUAAGUUCCAUGCUGUUGUAUGUGGUGCCAUCAAAAAAA